AUGAUCCACGCCAUCACAAGUGCAACCACGCCAACGCUCACGUUCAAGGUGAACAUCGGAGUCAUUCCUCUGUAUUCCAGCGCAGUAAUGACAGGAUCGGUGCUCUCCAUGAAAACCAAUCCUCCACACAGCAGACAGAACGAGGUGAUGAGCUCUGUGAACGGCUUGGUUGGAUUGAACGAUUUCUGCGGCCUGUUGAUGUUGGGACAUCAACAGUCCGGUCCAGAAAAUGGUGAACGCUGGGAACGGAUUAGGACUGAAACCGGGAGUCACGUGCGCAGGACGGUAGCCGUCAACCUCAAAGUCUGCACCAAACUCGGUGUUGAACUUCUCCAGUCUCCAGUCGGCCAUCUUGUUCUCUGCAAUAACUCCACAAAGUCCAGCCCCAAGAUACAAGAAUGCGAUCGAAACAUGCUGCAGAUCCUUGGCGGUCCAUUCACCGCCCGGCGAUGCCAGGUGCUCCAUGAAGAUGUUGGUGCAUCCGUAAAACAAGAUCAAAGAACUCUCGAGCAUCUCCAUCGUAACCAUACCUUUUUUAGGUUGAAUCUUGUACAAGAAGGAAGUUGGCUUUUCCAUUGGCGAAAUGUAAGACUUGUUCCAAGCCCAGCCCAUCUUGGGCCAACCUCCGCAAUAUCUGGCAAGAGAGACGAUUCCCAUGCUGAAGAAGACGCCUCCCUUGAUGAAAUGGGCCAGCAAGUUGAAAACAUGCUCGUUCAUUCCAAUGCAGCUCAAAACUGCAACUCCUGUUGGAGCCUGAAGAUUUUCGAAAGAAGCCUGUUGUAUCUUUGCGGCUCUGCCGAAGCGAACUCCAUUGCGUGCGGGGUGCCUGGUGUGCUUUCGAGGUCGAACGAGUCGUCACUGAGACGUUGCAUGUGGUCCUCUGGAUCAUACAAGGUGUUGGAAGGAGAAGCGUAUCCGUCCAUUGGGGACAAGGGGAUGUCUUUUCCCGGCAAUGGCAUAUGGUUGGUGUUGGAAGGACCCUCGAGCCAUUUUUUGGCCGUGUACACAAACGCACUGGCAACGUGA
Messenger RNA from Ogataea philodendri, 1026 nucleotides. RefSeq lists its product as uncharacterized. Bases 1 to 1026 code for a protein of 341 amino acids. The transcript has 3 exons. NCBI's taxonomy places the organism in Eukaryota, Fungi, Ascomycota, Pichiomycetes, Pichiales, Pichiaceae. The record is from RefSeq and is a predicted model, not a curated record.